GGUUCUUCAACUUCACAUAUCUAUCGAGGAUGGCCGGCGGCGGGACCAAGGGGAAAGGUGGCAAGGCCAGCACCGCUGCCAAGGUUGCGAAUAAGAAGCGCAAGGCACCUCAGAGCAAUCAAGGCAAUGUGCACCAGAAGCGAGUGAAAGCUGCAGAUAAAACUCCAGUCAAGAAAGGCAAACCCAGUGCAGCUAAGAAAGUCAAGAAGGCUGCGGCAGCUUCACAAGUCGAGGAAGACGAUGACGUGGAGAUCGCUGACGAAGAUAUUGAGUUCUUUGAGAGUCACGACCAGUUUUCGUCGUUUCUGUCGACCAUGGACCGAAAUGCAAUCAGCAAAUCCACCAAAAAGACAUCAUCACUAAACAAGCCUGUGCGGGAGCCAAAAUCCCUCGAGGAAAUUGAAUCCGCCCCGCGCGCGGCGCCGGCUGAAGCGAAAAAGUCGACCAUUGACAUUUCCACCAAGCUUCCUGUCAAGACAUUUGACGGUGCUUUGCAGCCCAACAAAUUGAUGGAGGAAAUCGUCGAAGAAGCGGAGGAAGAAGGCGGUGAUGAUGAUCAAGAGGAUGACGAGGACGACGAAGACGGAGGCGAUGGAUCGGAACUGGGCAGUGGUGACGAAGAAAUGUCCGACUUGGAAGUCGAAGAGAUCACGGAUUUCCAAGAGCCGUCUGCUCCGGCGAAGAAACCGGCCACGAUCUCGCUAGACGAGCUCAAGGCGAUGCAGGCCCGCCGCUUGCACGCCAAAAAGGAAGAGUUGGCGUUGCUGUGUGAAAGCAUCUUGGAGUCGCCGGAGGACGCAGUGAAGAAGUCCAAGGAACACCCGGAACAAUUGAGUAAAUUCCAGCAGCUCCAUGCGAUGUGCGAAGACACGGACGUUACGUUGGUCAAGCUCGCGAUGUUGUCCGAGCUGUCCGUGCUACUCGACGUGCUGCCCGAUUACCGCAUUCGGAUCGGGUCAGAAGCCGCGAGCAGCGGGCCGCAAAAGAAGCGGGUGAAGGAAAUGAAGGAAUUCGAAUCCGGGAUGCUCAACCAGUACCAAACAUUUCUCAAGUUUUUGUCGGCCACGGCCACCACCAACCUGUCGACGCUCCACCCAAACCAAAUGACACGUACAGCAACACAACAGAUCGAGUUUGGCGUUGCAGAAACGGCCGUCAAGUGCCUGGCCGAGUUGCUCAAGGUCAAAUAUGCGUUCAACUUUAACCUCAACCUGAUCCACGCGAUGGUGCCGCUCGCCGACAGCCCGUUCGUGAGCAUCCAGCGACCAGUUUGCGACGCGUUUGAAGUUGUGUUUAAGACGGACAAGUCGGGCCUAGCGCCGCUCGAAAUCGUCAAGGACAUGGCCAACUAUGUGAAGAAGCGCCACCAUCGCGUUAGCGAACGCAUGAUCAAGACGCUGCUCGCAAUGCCGCUGGACGUGACCAUGGAAGCGGGGGAGAUCGCCCGACGUGUGGCCAAGUCGAGUCGAAAAAAGCGCCGACGCCAGCAAAAGGAGGGGGACACCAUUGCGACGGGACUCAAAGAAGCGGAAGCCGUCGUCGACAAGUCGGAGCGCGACAAGACUCAAGCCGACAUUUUGCACGAACUUGUUCUCAUUUACUUUCGGAUCUUGAAAAACUCGACGUACUCACCCGCGAUGCCGGCCGUCUUGGAGGGUCUGACCAAAUUCGCUUACCUCAUCAACUUGGAGAUCAUGAUCGACCUCAUGAAGGUGCUCAAAGCGCUGCUGAAGGAGGACAUUUUGCCUUUGUCGGCGGCGCUGCAGGCGAUCUUGACCGGGAUUAAAACGUUGCAAGGACCUGGCCAAGAGCUCAAGGUCGACGAGAAGGACUUUGUCGACCAUUUGUACCGCCUGCUCCUACGGUUUGCCCAGGGUGAAAACGUUGCUUGCUUCAACACAGCGUUGUUGUGCGUGGAAGCAGUUUUCAUCAAGCGAAAGGAAAUCGUCGUGGACCGCGUCGCAGCCUUCAUCAAACGCCUGCUCGUCGUCUCGAUGUUUCUGUACCCGCAUCAAAUGCUCGCCGUGUCGGCGCUAAUUCGAAGUCUCUUUCACCGGUACUCGAAGUUGCACCAGUUGCUGGAGACCGAUCAAGACCGCGUCGCGUCGGGCAUGUAUCGCGCGGAUGUGGACGACCCCGACUUUUGCAAUCCGUUCGCGUCGGCAUGCUGGGAACUGAGCUUCCUCGGCAAGCAUUACCAUCCCGUCGUUGCGUCGUUCUCGACGGGCACGGCCAACUUGGAGCCGUCGCUGCCAAACGAACACCCAAAGGCGAUGCUGGAACGAUACGACACAGUGACGUCGGGGGAGUUCGUCCCGAAAGUGCCAGUUCCAAAGCCCAACCCCCUCCACACCAAGAUCCAAAAGCAAAAGAAGUCCAAGGCCGUGUUCGUUCAACAGACCUUCGCCAACCCGUCGCCGUUCUUGGAAGACUGCCUCGCUCUCGACACCACCGACCACCUCACGCACGACGUCAAUUGUUUCUUCGUGUCUGUCGAGUGAGAAUUUAAUCACGAACGGUGAAAUAUCUUGUAUUGCUAUCCUUGCCGCCGUCGCCUGCCGAG
Aphanomyces invadans is the source of this 2563-nucleotide messenger RNA. RefSeq lists its product as hypothetical. The coding region runs from base 30 to 2501 and encodes 823 amino acids. NCBI's taxonomy places the organism in Eukaryota, Oomycota, Saprolegniomycetes, Saprolegniales, Verrucalvaceae. The record is from RefSeq and is a predicted model, not a curated record. The transcript is spliced from 11 exons. Gene Ontology annotation, molecular function: chromatin binding. Gene Ontology annotation, biological process: DNA replication initiation. Gene Ontology annotation, cellular component: nucleolus.